CGUUGUAACCAAUCAGUCCCUCACGCGCCUCGGUCACACGUCAGGUCACGUUCCCCUGCCACUGCCGCUGCCACUGGAGCCAUGUCGCCGCCUCCGCGCUCCAAACGAGACUCCAGCAAUGGCAUAGACAAGCUCGACUACGACGCUGCCCGCCGCCCACUCCUCCACCCCGACGCCGAAUCCGACUCGAAUCGCCGCUCGCAAGACACCAGCUACGCCGGUAGUUUCUUCGAGCAGGUCGCUGAAGGCAUCAUGGAUCGCGACCGCCAGAGGCUGCAGCGUGAAGCCGUGCGAUGGCUGAGCUUCGUCUGGGCCAUCAUCAGCUGCCUGUGUGCCGGCAGCAUCACCGCAUACUCGCUUUACGGCCACAUCUUCCAGUCUAAACUCCAUUACACCCAGUUCCAGGUCAACAUUGUCAGCAUCACCGCCGAGCUGGCCAUGUACUUGCCCGUCCCUGCCUUUGGCUACCUCUGCGACCGACUGGGGCCUGGCGCCCCGUCCGCUCUGUCUGCUGCAUUCUUCGGCACCGGCUACCUGCUGGCUGCAUUUGCCUACAAGAGCGGUCCUCCCCCGUCCGCCGGUGGUCACGGAUGGCCGUUUGGAGUCAUGGCUCUGGCCUUUGUCGGCAUAGGCAUGGGCACUAGCUGCAUGUAUCUUUCGGCCGUCACCACGUGUGCCAAGAACUUUGGCCGCGGAAACGCAAAGGGAAUUGCCCUGGCUGUUCCCAUUGCCGCCUUUGGUCUCAGCGGCAUGUGGCAGAGCCAGGUCGGAAGCCGGCUGCUGUACGUGAGAAAUCCCGACGGCAGCAAGGGAGAUGUCGAUGUUUUCAGGUACUUCUUGUUCCUCGGCAUACUUCUUCUCUGUGUGGGCCUGAUCGGCUUCUUCGCCCUCCGCAUCAUGGAUGAGGAGGAGAUGAUAGAUGAUGCAGUCGAUGAGCUGGAACGCUCUGGUCUACUCGCCCAAGAUGAAUUCUUUACCCAGGCUGCCAGCGAUCACGGCUACGGGACCAUGGAAACUCGGGACCUGUCCGACUCCACCUUUGAUUUCCUUCAAUCCGAGGCCGAGCGCUUGAAAGCCCAAGCCGAAGAGGAGGCACGCAAGAAAACAUGGCUCUUGAACGAAGAAACUCGCCGCUACGUCUCAGAUCCCACCAUGUGGUGGCUUGCAGGUGGCUUCUUUCUCGUCACUGGCCCUGGCGAAGCCUUCAUCAACAAUCUCGGCACCAUCAUCGGUACUCUGUCCCCACCCGAUACCGCCGCAACCACAUCUGCAGCGACACACGUGUCUAUCGUGGCUAUCACUUCCACCGUAGCCCGAUUAGUCACCGGCACUCUUUCUGACAUUCUGGCCCCUGUAGCUCCCAUUCAUCAACACCGCCGUGGCCCAGAUUCGGUCUCCAAUAGUCUUGCCUCACUUCCUCCUGCCAGCCGCAAAUUCUCAGUAUCUCGCAUCACGUUUUUGCUAACCUUCGCCUUUAUCUUGUCGCUCGGUCAACUCCUACUGGCAUCGGGCUGGGUCCAAAACCACGACUCGCGCUUUGCUGUCGUGUCCGCACUCAUCGGUGCAGGCUACGGAGCCGUCUUCUCGCUCACGCCCAUCGUCGUCUCCGUUGUGUGGGGUGUCGAGAACUUUGGUACCAACUGGGGAAUUCUGGCCACGACCCCGGCUGUUGGUGCCACGCUGUGGGGAGCCAUUUACGCCACCGUGUACCAAAAGGGUGCAGCCACCGGUGAGCCGGGUAUCGAGAGAGACCCGUCCGAUGUCUUGUGCUAUGGUAAAAGCUGCUAUGCGCCGACUUUCUGGGCCAUGGCUGUUUCUGUGUGGUUGGCUAUGGGCCUGUGGUUGUGGGCUUGGAGAGGACCUGGUGGUUGGAAGAAGAGAGGCAUUGCCGUGUAGAUUUUUCUUUUGUUUGUUUUGAUUAUCUUUUUUUGCAAGCGAGUUCAAUCAUGCCUUUCAGUGUAUCUUGGAAGUGAGAGAUGGCAUACACAACAAUUGGUAUAGAUGUGCAUAGGAAUUGGUGAUGGUUCUCUCUCGGUUAUGAUUGGCGAUCUUUCAUGGUGCGGUUUUCGUCAAUUCAUGUUGCAUUUUUCAUCACCUUCCUUGUCUAGUCAUUUAGUUGCAUAUUAUCUUCAACUUUGAAGCCCCCUUUAUCUCUUUUUUAUGCAUCUAUCAUAUAUGUCUAUAACUUUGUGUCUCUUACUAUUUCUUCUUAGCAUUGCAUCCAUUUGCCGCACUUUCCUGUUACAAUCUAGGUAUAUGUACUAGAUAUCUAAACUCAACAUAUCUUAAUCUAAGAAAGCUCAAGAAAACAGGGAAUCGAACAUCUCUACACUACUGCCAACUCUUACUGAUCUUCCUUACCUUGUUUUAUUACAUAGGAAAAGAAGACUUCUCAACAUACACCCUGCAUCUUGGAGAUAGUUUUAAUCUACCCACUUUUGCCCUA
This is a messenger RNA of Periconia digitata, 2446 nucleotides long. NCBI's taxonomy places the organism in Eukaryota, Fungi, Ascomycota, Dothideomycetes, Pleosporales, Periconiaceae. The record is from the annotation of a GenBank genome assembly.